UCACCGCUCGGCGCUGCUCGUCAUCGACCCCUUUCACUGCGGCUCCAUCGCCGAGCGGACUGGCCCGCUGCUCUCAUCCGAGACCUCCGCGCACACUGUCGGAUCUAUCGAAGCACCAGCGCCGGCUCCCUGAAAGCGGUCCAAAUGCAGGCGAUCAAAUGUGUGGUGGUGGGGGACGGGGCUGUGGGUAAGACCUGUCUGCUGAUUAGCUACACCACCAAUGCCUUCCCGGGUGAAUACAUCCCCACUGUCUUUGACAACUACUCCGCCAAUGUGAUGGUGGAUGGGAAACCAGUGAAUCUGGGCCUUUGGGAUACAGCAGGACAGGAGGACUACGAUAGGCUCAGACCACUGUCUUACCCACAGACGGAUGUGUUCUUGAUAUGCUUCUCCCUGGUCAGUCCGGCCUCCUUUGAGAACGUCCGUGCUAAGUGGUACCCUGAGGUGAGACACCACUGCCCAAACACACCCAUCAUCCUGGUGGGCACCAAGCUGGACCUGCGAGAUGACAAGGACACCAUUGAGAGGCUGCGGGACAAGAAGCUCUCCCCCAUCACCUACCCACAGGGGCUGGCCAUGGCCCGAGAGAUCGGGGCAGUGAAGUACCUGGAGUGCUCGGCUCUGACCCAGCGAGGCCUGAAGACGGUAUUCGACGAGGCCAUCCGAGCCGUGCUCUGCCCUCCGCCCGUGAAGAAGAGGGGUAAAAGGUGCACCAUGUUCUGAGGAGGAAACACUGCUUAAACACUUACACUACAUCACCAUGAACAACAACAACAACAACAACAACAACAAACACUACUUCUCUGAGAGGAUGAGAGAGAAAACUAGUGAGAGUGAGUGUGCACUGCUGAGAUUGCUUUCUUUAUAUUGAUGUUUUUUCAAAGCGAUAUUGGUGACAAGAGCCAAUACUUAAUUGGAUUUUUUUACCAUUACUGAAUAGGUUCAUAGGUUCUCUGUGAAAGACAUUUACUGUCCACCUACUUUGUACUCUUAGAACAACAUCAAGUUGCCAUGAGGGCUGACAAAGGUUUCUAUUACUUGUCUCCAUACCACAACAUCUCUUCUUUCUCAGCCAUGCUUGCUUGAUUUAAUGCAGUGUUGACUUAAGUAGAAAGUGAACUGUGAAAACGCCUUCAGGUCUGAAGUUACCCUCAGCUCCUGAUCUAAGAUCAGCAUGUGAACACAAACUACCAGCAUGAACACGGAGAUCUGUUACAGUGAAAGAUGUAACACGACUUCCUGCAUUCACUAAACGUCACUAAAAGAGAGCAUGCUGUUUUCAAUGAUGUAGUUCUUAAGAGAUUAAAGUGAUGCCGUAUGUUAAAUAGAAACUCCAGUUACUCACUGAAUGAGGAUUCAUUUUGGGGUUUUUGCCCUCUUUCUGAUCAGUCUGAUGUUGUACUCACAAAAUAAUCACUAAGACUCAAGCUCCAGCACUCUUACUCAUUUUGAAGCCCACUAAAAGACUCAUUUGGUGUUUUGCCGUUAUCCUUUUUGCUACACUUCUAUACUGAUUGCAAGAUCUCCAUGGCAGAGACUAAUCAAUCACAAGCUAGCCAAAUCCCUAAAAAUAUCCUGCUUUAUUGUCAUUUGUGUCCAAACCAAGCGGCAACCUCCGUUCUAAAUAUAUGAGUCCAAUGUGGAAGUGCUAAAAGCUGCAGUUCAUCGAGGAUCCGCUUGAGGCUGGUUCCAGAAGUACCAGAAACCACAUACACACCAAUUCAAAGAGACAAUCUUCACAGCAGAAAUAAACAUGUUUACAGUCUGGUUAAAAAAAACAAGUGUAGUCUUAAUAGCUCAUUUCUCAAUAUUAAGAUUAUGAGUUUUCCAUUACGAGAGGCACAAGCUGACUUGUUGGCGAGGAGGCUCAAAGUCUGCCUCUUUACCUCACACUCGCUCGACAGAUGUUAUGUUGAGUUCAACUACUACAUGAAUUAUUAAUACAGUGUAUGGUCAUCACUUGAACUCCAAAUGGGAACGUAAAAUAAAAAAAUGUUGUAUUUUGUAUUAAAACGUCUUAAAACUAGUGAUAGAGAUAAUAAACUAAUCAGGAAAAUGUUUAGUUGAGGUACUAAAUUAAGUCUGUGAUUACUUUUUUCAUGAUAUGAUCGGAAUUGCAACCAGUGGAUUCGCCCCCUAGUGGCUAUUGCAGAGAACGCAGGUUUAAGAUAUUGGCCUCACUUUUAAGAGCUGACAGAUUGUCCCUCCUCUUCUCUUCAGUCUUGGGUCAAAUCAGAGAAAAUCAGGCGCAGGGUGUUGACUGCUCUUGUUCUCUGCAUUCAGACAUUUAAUCGAUUAUUUUGUGAGUACAAUAUUACUGAUGCUGAUAGAACUGAAGAACUGAACUGUGAAUAUGUUCCUCUAGAAACAUUGUGAGAGACCUUCCUAAAAGUAAGAGCGGAGAGACUCUUCAUUCUGCACAUAUUCUUGGUUUCAAGCUUCCCUUUGGCUCGAGUGUGAAGGCUGAUCUUUGGCCUUGUGAAGAGCAGUUUGACAAGUUUCAGAGCUUUCAGCCUCAGCAGCGUUAAAGUGAAAGACUUGACCUAAGACUGCUUUUUAAAAGGUCAAAACUCAGCCUUCUAGCUCAACUUGUGAAACUGAAAAAAAAAAAAAACAACUCAAGACCCCCCUCACUAGCUCUGAGACUUCAGUGUACCACCUCUGGGUCUUCUUUGCUCGUGAAGCUCAAGACAUGUGGAUUAAGUCUCUGACAAAAAAGUGAUAGGUUUUGUGGAAUAACUCUCACUGUUAACAAAGUGAAAGUGAUUUUCUUCCACAGUCUGUGCAGUCCGGGUCGUUCCUUGAAGAAGGUUCUUCCCAUAAAAUAAAACAUCUGAUCUGAGUCGGGUGUCUCUGGGUAACUUCAUCUAACUGUGAACAUGUGAUGGACGAGCAUGCCAAACGUGGGGGCUGUACAACCUUGCUGCCUGAGUUCUGCCUCUGGGGGCGGAGGAGCUUGCAUGGGUCUUAAAAUAUUCUGUCUUAAUUUAUCCCAUUGUUUAGAUCUUGUCUCUGUUCCUCUGUGUGUGAGUGUGUGUGCGGAUGAGUGUGUGUGUGUGUGAGUGUCACAGGCGUGUUUAUGAACACUGGUGUGUGUGUGGACGAGCACAUGUCGGUAUCAGUGAGACGGCUCUGUUUGACAGUUUGGGGUAGUGCAUAAACGACAGUAUUGUUUUAAGCCAAGUUUUUUAGUGUCCAGUUUUUGGUACGAUUUCAUAUUGUAUUGUAGUAAUACACAAGACUUUUCAAUAAUCUGUGGACAUAAAGAAAGAAAAAAAUGGAUAUUAAUGACAUCUGGUGAUGUACAGAAUAAUCCUUAGAAAAGGAAUGCGUUAUGAAUAUCUAUCUACAUGUACCUGAAUAUUUAGCUCUUAAAACUAAAACAAUUGAAACUAAAGGGAUUAUAGUCGCUCAUGUUGAAGUUAGAAGUGUUGCUAACAGUGUACAAUAAAGGAGCCAAUCUUUGUGGAGUUUGUCGCUGUGGCAAACAGUGCAGAUUGCACCUUUAUGACAUGCAUUUCUGUAUGGUUGCAGGCCUGCGGUGUGUCUGUCUCCCCCUUGUGGCGAGACGCAGCACUGCAGACCACUCCGUCACGCUGUCUUUGGUUGGCAUAGCAAACUGUGUGGUCGACUCGUGUGUUGUGGUCCUGCCUAAUAGCUGAGGUGUCCAAAUGUAGCUGAGAAACAGCGAAAAAUUCUAAUCUACUAUUGCAUGGAAGUUCUCUGGUUAUUUGACCCACUGUAAUUCUUAGGAGAGGCUGUAUGAUGAAAUGCAUUGGCCAUGUACGUAUGUAAUGUAAGAUGACUUGUAUACUUGUUCCAACUGUUUGUCUUAUUUUUUAUUACUUCACAUGUCUGUGUGGUGAAAUAUUUCAAUUUUUUGUAUACUAAAUACAAAUGUAUAUGUAAGGAA
Molecule: messenger RNA, 3913 nt
Organism: Notolabrus celidotus (New Zealand spotty)
Lineage: Eukaryota; Metazoa; Chordata; Actinopteri; Labriformes; Labridae
Product: ras-related C3 botulinum toxin substrate 3
Exons: 6
Coding region: 145-723 (192 amino acids)
Biological process (GO): small GTPase-mediated signal transduction; establishment or maintenance of cell polarity; actin filament organization
Cellular component (GO): cell cortex; cytoskeleton; plasma membrane
Molecular function (GO): GTPase activity; GTP binding; protein kinase binding
Source: RefSeq, a predicted model, not a curated record